UUUUGCUACUAUAACACGGUCGCAGAAACUGCCGUGUGACCGCAAGUGGGGCUGCACCGGUGCUAACACGCUUCUCUCUAGUAAGCAGGGUUGUGACGUGUGAACGCUGCGCAAAAUUUACACCGGUGUAAGAUAUAUCGCAACAAAAUACAUCGGUGCAGCAUCGAUGCAAAUAUGUGCCGUGUGAACACCCUAUAUAUGAAAAAUAUUUGCCCCCUUGCGAUUUCUAAUUGCCCCCUUAGUAAACUGUUCCUGGCGCCGGGCCUGGCGCACAUCAUGUUGUGACAGUUCUGGCUCUUCACGCAAUAGAUGAAUUUCUUUUUUGCGUCGCUAGUACCGCCACUUUUUGAAAGAAUGUCCCUGAUUUUAGUGUAGGUCUGACGGAGUUUCUUCACUUUUAGCCGACAUUGUUCUGGGGAGCGCGUGAACCCCUUCUCCUUCAUUUUCUCACUGAAUACAGCAAACACGUCGGCAUUUUUGUGUGUUCUCUCCAAAAGCUCAGAUAUGUGGACAUCUGCCCAUAUAUCCACAAGGGUACGCGUUUCUUCCUCGGCCCACGUUUGCCCCCUACUCAUUUUUUGUACUCUGUAGUCUAGCCUACCACUGGUCUGAAUGACUGAACGACUGUUGUAAGGUUCCCUUGACAACCGAAACAGUGUUUGCACUUUGCGGUGGAGUGUCGAGACUCUGUUUCCCAUAAUGCUCGACAAACGACGGAAGCUCCCGAGGUACAAAAAAGCAAAAUUGUCGGAUUAGGUCCGGUCUGCUUUCACACCUCCAAAAGAUCCGCACCAGGGUUCCUUUGGUCCGGACCGAGUCCGACCUUGCAGCUCGGUCUCGGUCCGCUUGUUUGGUCCGGACCAGAGUUCGGUGGUUUGUAUUCAGAUCAACCCAAAAGGUCCGGACCAAGGGAAAUUUGGUUCGUUUGGUCGUUUGGUCUGGACCAAACAACGUAGGUGUGAAUACGCCAUAUGUCAAGUCAACUUUAUUGUCAAAUAUGCUAUACAUGCUCGACAUACGGCACAGAUGAAAUUUCAGUCCUCUCUGACCCACGGUGCAAACAGACAAUGCAAUAAAUAAAAAUAGAAUAAUUGAAAAAACAAACAAUAUAAACAGUAUAAAUAGAAUGCCUUUAUUGUCACUAUACACAUGUACAAUGAGAUUAAAGCAUCUCCAGUAACAGUGCAAACAGCGUGUAGGGGGGAAGGGAAAAGAGAGAAGAAAAAAAGGGGGGGGUAAGGUGCACAGUCUGAGGUGUAUAUGUUGUGUUACACAUUAUGGAGUGAGGUAUUGCACAGUGACAGUCACAUUGUAAAUUAUUGCACGAGAGGGUCACAUUAUGAGAUAAAAUAUUACACAUUAUGAAUUAUUGCAAGGUAGGGUAAGGUGCACAGGCUUGAGGUAUAUGUGCUGUGUGUAAGGUGCACAGUCCUGAGGUGCAUGUGUUGUGUGUAAGGUGCACAGUCCUGAGAUGUAUGUGUUGUGUGUAAGGUGCACAGUCCUAAGGUGCAUGUGUUGCGUUUCACAUUUUGGAGUGUGGUAUUGCACAUUUUAAAAGUAUUGCAUAGAGAGUCACCUUAUAAAGUACUGCACAUUUAUAAAUUAGUAAAAUAAAAUAGACUAUAAAGUCAGAGCAUAUCCGAGUUCAGGGCGGUUAUGGCUUUUUGGAAAGCUAAACACUCUAGAUAGGAACUAGACAUAGACUAAACACACAAACAGUAUAAACACUUGAUAGGAACUAGACAGACUAAACACUCAGACAAUAUAAACAGUAUAAACACUCUAGAUUUGAACUAGACGUAGACUAAACACUCAUAUACAUACACAUAUAUAUACACACACACACACACAAAUGCCUCUGUUGGUGUACACGUGCAUACAUAUGCCUUCAACAUUGUACAAGAUUCAGCAACUUAAGGCUUUCACAAUACCUGACGGUCACAGAUCAUAUGGAACUAAUUGGCAGAUGCACAGUCAUGAAAUGCAUUGUGUUUUUCAGGCUCCUCUUCGUAGCGUGCAAGCUGCUGUCUAUGAUGAACCGGCAAGCACAUUUAAACAAUCCUCUCUCUAUUUAUGGCUCCGUAUCUUUAAAAUUUACAAGAUGUUAUUAAACUUAAAACAAACCACAAUAAACACUUUACUUUUGUUGGUUUGGGCUGUGCGGCGUCCACCGUGUUGACUACUCCGCACAAAUCAUAGCGGACCCUUCCAUUGAAAAGUGGUUUAUCUUUAUGAGGGUUUAUCGUGGUGUUCAGUCGCUCUCGGUAGAUCGUGUGGUGCAGCUAAAGCACCCUUGCUUACAUUGUUAAUUUAAACAUGUCCAAUAGUUUGUCGCAAUUUCAGUCAUGUAUUUGACUCAUAAAACAUAAGUAAACCAGUGAAGCUCAUGAACUGGCCAGCAACAGUAUCUAAGGAUUUAAUGGUAAUCUCUCCCCAUAAUUAGAUGAGCUGUAAUUAGAAAAUCCUGUUCACGGUGCUACAUCUAGUUACUCAACUACAGCUGAACACAGCACCGGAAAAUGGUUAAAGUUAACAUGCAACUCAUUUUAACUGUAUUUUUAUUCUUUGCGUCAGUGGCAUGCUUCUAUCCAGCAAGGAUGGGAAAUUUCACAUCCACAAGUGCUGGAAGGUUUUCAAACCAGAUCCAUACCCAGUUUAUACAGGAUGCAGUGUCUCAUAACUGCGUUGUUGUAUUCUCCAAGACAACAUGUCCUUAUUGCAAGAUGGCCAAGAAUGUCUUCAAUCAAAUAGGAGCUGCCUAUAAGGUGAUUGAACUGGAUGAACAUAAUAAUGGCCACCAAAUUCAAGAGGCUUUAGCGCAAAUCACCGGUGCCAGAACGGUCCCAAGAGUUUUUAUCAAUGGACAGUGCAUUGGAGGAGGCUCUGAGACACAACAGCUUCAUGAACAGGGCAAACUUUUGCCACUCAUUGAGAAGUGUAAUCCAUGCUGCUUGAAUAAUGCUGCAGAGGGAUCAGGCAGUGGGCAAUAUGCUUCAUAAGUUAUUAUUAUUAUUAUUAUUAUUAUUAACAAGUAGUUAAAUUUAUUUAGUGCCUUUCACAAACACAACUCAUUAAUUUAUGACCUAUUACCAUUCUCUUGCAAACCAGAUGAAUUAAAUCAGUGAGUACUGAGAUAAAAAAAAAAAAGUGACUGGCAUCAGGCUUUCAUUAUUUUGGUGUAUAUUAUUUUUAAUGUGUUCCUACCUGAGUAGUAUUCAGUCCUGUAUAAUUUUUAAAAUAAUCGUACAACAAAGUAUGAAUUGCCUUUUUGGCAAACGUGGAAUUCUCUGAAGAUGAUUAAACUGUUACUAUGUACAAACACUAGCUCUUGUUUAAUCGCAUACACUUCUGUGUUUAGUGGCUAUUGUUUAAACAAAUUUUGUUAAUAUGAUGUCAAGAUGCCCAUGAUGCUCAGCUGUAAAGGAAUGUUUGUGAAGCAUAAAAAGUGUUCCGAUGGCAAGGUAAUCAAGUAGGAAGAUAAAUGUUGGAAAAUUAUGUUAUACCUCAUGUAGUGUGGCUCAACGUUAACAUGUAUGUUCAGUGAUGCAGCAUAAUAAAAUCCACAUACCAUUAGUGAUA
Molecule: messenger RNA, 3579 nt
Organism: Neoarius graeffei (lesser salmon catfish)
Lineage: Eukaryota; Metazoa; Chordata; Actinopteri; Siluriformes; Ariidae
Gene: glrx2
Product: glutaredoxin 2
Exons: 4
Coding region: 2520-2999 (159 amino acids)
Source: RefSeq, a predicted model, not a curated record